UUUCAAGCUAAACAUCUGGGAUGUUGGUGGUCAGAAAUCGUUACGUUCAUACUGGAGAAAUUAUUUUGAAAGUACGGAUGGAUUGAUUUGGGUCGUGGAUAGCGCAGAUAUUGGCAGGCUGGAAGAUUGCAAGAAGGAACUCAAGUCUUUAUUAGUGGAAGAGGUCAAUCAUGUUUCUUGUGUUUGAUGAUUUUCAGGAAGGAAAUUUGAAAUAAAAGUGCAUUAGACAACGAACUUCUUCUUACAAAACGUCACCUGAGCCUGCUCCUCACUACGACGCAAGUGCUUUGAGAUGUUCUUAUACUUGUGUUGUUCUCACUGUGUCCUAACUACAACGCAAGAUAAAGCAUAAACAUAAGGAACAACAUAAGCAACAUCAUAAGGAAAAGAACGCAACACCAAAGUUUUGAUAUUCUUACAGUAUGCUUGUCUUUAUGCUUAUGUUACGUCGUAGUACAUAAGAAAUCAAUAGAGAGGUUAAGAUACCCCGGUUUCGGUGUACGGGUACGAGUAGUGUCAUCUUGUUUUACUGAUGUCUGCAAUUCGAUCAUACUUUUUCUGUUUUCUUGCAAUAGACAAUGAUAUAAUGCGAAAAAUGUGCACCUUAAUUACGAGUAAAGGUAUAGACAUCGACGAAAAUAUUGCUAACCAAAAUCAUACUACCCGUACACGUACACUGAAACCGGGGUAUCUUAACCUCUCUAUUAUGUUUGAUCCUUCUCGUGCUUGCUAGUGAGGAGCAGGAACUUUUCUGUUAGCUUUCAGUAGAGAGAGAGAGAGAGAGAGGUCACUAAACUACGUUCUUUUUCAACACAGCGUCUAACUGGUGCAACACUUCUUGUCUUUGCAAAUAAACAAGAUCUCCCUGGCGCUCUAAAAGCUGAGGAAAUAAGAGAAGUACGGAAUACCACUGCAUUCUUUUCCCACUCUGAUAAGUAUUACCAAGUGAUCAUGACUUUCUGCUGCACACUAAUUAGUCCCACUUAUAUACCAUCAUUACUUGACUGGCACAUGGUAAAUGACUUACGUCCUGGGUCAAAGUGUGCAGAAGAAUAGUUAACCAAGGUCGCCUUGACUGCCAACUCUCAUUCAAUCUCUCAGCCUCGUUUCAUCCGGGCUUAACACUUCACUUUGGAUUUUUUUAUAAAUUUCAGGCAUUAGAACUGGAUUCAAUCAAAAGUCACCACUGGCAAAUCCAGUGGUGUAGCGCGGUGACUGGUGAGAAUCUAUUGCAUGGCAUUGAUUGGCUGAUUGAUGAUAUAGCGUCCAGAGUAUUUACCAUGGAUUGA
Paramuricea clavata is the source of this 1289-nucleotide messenger RNA. Lineage: Eukaryota; Metazoa; Cnidaria; Anthozoa; Malacalcyonacea; Plexauridae. The record is from the annotation of a GenBank genome assembly.